Molecule: messenger RNA, 993 nt
Organism: Cadophora gregata
Lineage: Eukaryota; Fungi; Ascomycota; Leotiomycetes; Helotiales; Ploettnerulaceae
Gene: CWC24
Product: RNA-splicing factor
Exons: 1
Coding region: 1-993 (330 amino acids)
Biological process (GO): snoRNA splicing
Cellular component (GO): U2-type spliceosomal complex
Molecular function (GO): metal ion binding
Source: RefSeq, a predicted model, not a curated record
AUGGAGCCAACAGAGUUCACGCCCGCUGCUCCAGUAGCCCUUUUCAAGAAACGCGGCGGCAAAUCCAACUUUCGCAAGAGAGCCGCCACUCCACCUCCCGCCUCAGACAGCGACUCGGGAGACUAUUCCUCCUCAGAAGAUGAGUCCGGACACAAGAUCAAACGAAGGAAGAAGAACACCGGCGCCGUAACCGUAUCUUCCAAGAACAAUGCCGGUUCCAAAGCCGACCUCACAACAACCAAAUACACGGCAGAGCGCAGCACCACAAUCAAAAGCUCCAAUGAUGCGACCAAGCAGACGAAUUGGUACGACGAGAAUGCCACCGAUGCUCUAUCCAGCAAAAAUCUGCUAGGAUCGACAAGAGCGGUACCUGAUGGCACAUAUAAGGGUCUUGCGAACGCUACUUCCUUCAUUCAGAAGAAUCCCGAUGCGCCAAACCGAGUGGUUGGUCCUGUAAAGGCACCCACGAACAUCCGAACCAUCACCGUGACAGACUUCGCGCCAGAUGUCUGCAAAGACUACAAACAAACAGGUUUCUGUGGUUUUGGAGAUAAUUGCAAAUAUCUACACGCGAGAGAAGAUUACAAAGCAGGGUGGCAGCUCGACAAGGAGUGGGAGAAUGUCACGAAGGGCAAGAAAGUCAUUGUAGGGACGAAGAUAGCGAGUGCGAAUCGAGAUGCGGAGGAAGAUGAUUCUGGGGAUGAGGAUGCGAUGCUGGAGGGGAUACCAUUUGCAUGUGUGAUCUGCAAAGACAAGUACAAGGAUCCGGUAAUCACGAAGUGCGGGCAUUACUUUUGCGAGAGCUGUGCGUUGAAGCGAUAUAGGAAAGAUCCUAGUUGUGCUAUCUGUGGAGCUGGAACUGGUGGAGUCUUCAAUGUUGCGAAGAAUUUGAAGAAGCUGCUGGAUAAAAAGAGGGAGAGGAAUGCGAGGAGGAGAGAGAAGGCCAUUGAAGCCGGAGAGGAAGUCAGUAGUGAGGAUGAAGAUGAUGAGUAG